GGGGCCGCGGCGGCCGUUGCGGGGGGCGGGAGUUUUGAACGGCGGCGCCGUUGAGGAGGAUGCGGCGGCAGCGCCUGCCGAGCGCUGGGGCCCAGGAGCCGGAACGCAACAUCCAAGAGAAGAUUGACUUUGAAAUCCGCAUGCGAGAAGGCAUCUGUAAGCUACUUCAAGUGAGCACACAAAAAGACCAGCUCUUGCAAGCAGUUAAAAACCUGAUGGUUUGCAAUGCCCGUAUACGUGCAUACAGGACAGAGCUGCAGCACCAAGAAGAGCCAGUCUCCCGCAGAACUGAGCGGUCUUCAGAAAAUGGGACAAAAGACCGGGUGGCAUGCAAAGCAAAAGUUGCUAUAUCAGAUAUUCGAAUACCAUUAAUGUGGAAAGGCUCGGAUCACUUCAGCAAUAAAGAAAAAUCACAGCGCUAUGCAGUUUUUUGUUUGUUCAGAAUGGGAGCUGAGAUUUUUGAUACAGAGGUGGCUAUUGUGGAUAAAGCAAUAACAGAUAUCUGUUUUGAAAAUGUAACCAUAUUUGAUGAAGCAAGACCAGAUUUCCAGGUGAAGGUUGAAGUGUACAGUUGCUGUACAGAGGAGUCUUUAUAUGUAACAAACACUCCUAAGAAACUAGCAAAGAAGCUUAAAACGUCCCUCAGCAAAGCUACAGGGAAGAAACUCAAAGCUGCGCUGGAAGAAGACAGCAUUGAAUCCCUUUUGCCUGCUGACCCGGUCAUCUAUGGUGCAAAGUACAGUUUGCUAGCACAUACCACUUUGGGGCUGGAGAGUGCCGAGGACAGUUUCAGGACCCACAGCCUCACUAUUACAGGAAAUGAGGAAUCUACGUUUUGGCUUCCCUUGUAUGGAAACAUGUGUUGCCGUUUAGUUGCUCAGCCUUCCUGCAUGGCUAGGGAUAUGAUGGCAGGAUUUCUUAAUCAGCAGCAAAUGAUAGGAAGUCUAACUAGCUGGAGGAGGCUGUAUUGCGUACUAAGAGGUGGCAAACUCUGUUGUUACUACUCGCCAGAAGAAAUUGAGGCCAAACUGGAGCCAACAUUGACAAUUUCCAUCAACAAGGAAACAAGAAUUCGAGCUGUGGAUAAGGACUCCAAGAGAAGAACUAAUAACUUUUCUGUUAUCAAUCCCGUGUCUGGAGAGGCUGUGACGCAACUUUUUGCUACUGACAGUAGGGAUGAACUUCUUAAGUGGAUGGAGGCCUUCUGGCAGCACUUUUAUGAUCUGAGCCAGUGGAAACAUUGUUGUGAAGAACUUAUGAAAAUUGAGAUUAUGUCACCACGGAAACCACCUUUGUUCUUGACAAAAGAAGCGACCUCAGUCUACCAUGAUAUGAGCAUUGAUUCUCCAGUGAAACAUGAGGGUUUAGCUGCUGUCAUACAAAGAAAAAUCAAAGAGAGUGAUGUGCGGAUGGCUUUGGGAACUUUAGUUUCUCCGGAAGAUACUGUGUCCAUGGUUGGUUCGUUAUCUAUUUUUUGUCUUCUGCUAAGCUCUUGGCUGCACAGCUGUAAAGGUAUCUGCUGAAUUCCCUCAGUAAUUCAUUGGCUAUUUGGGAUGGGGCUUGAAAGGCAGGCUUCAUUUACAAAUCCUUUCACAGGAUUAGAGCCCUUUGUUUCUAGAAUGUCCUUGUUCAUUCUUCGUUUAAUCACAUUCCAUUUUCCCUCUGAAACAACCAUAAUCAUUCUUACAAUAAAUCAUGCUGUUACUUAAGUGGAUGGUUUGUGAAUGGUUUAUAAAUAGGAACAGAAAAACUGAAGAAUAACUACAUGAUUAUGUAAAUCAGGCACAGUCAACUAAGUGGACUGUGCAACUCUGAACAAGGAACAGGAAAAAUAAACGGGGAAAAAAGUGUAUUUUCCAAAUUGCAGCUGCAGUUUAUUUAGCUUUAAAUCUAGCCUUAAAUGUUACAGUGCUCUAGAAAGAAAGAAUACCUUUUUCCUGGUACCUCCCUUCCUGUAGUUGUUAUAUUUAAAAAUAAAUUUCAUAAAUAUAUAAGGCAAGAAGGCACCAUAAUGAGGAUUUAUUUUUAAAUUCAACAGGCCAUUGAAUUUCAAGGAAAGUGCUUUCUCUAUUAAAUUCAGUGGCUUUGUUUUGAACUGAACAUACAUAUUUUAGGAAGGCAUUUAAUAUUAAUUUAAAGUCUUCAAGUGAUCAGAAUUCAGUCAUACCUCCUGUUAAUUACCCCAGGUACAUUUUUCACUUGAUUUUCUAUUUGCAUUUCUAGCUCCACCUUAAGUUAUUUUGGUCUCUUUAUGCAUUUGAUUGCUUAUAUUGAUCUCUGUAGUAUCAGCUUUUCUAAUUGCUUGUGUGUAGCUAUAAAUCAUGAUUAUGUCCCUUUUAACCUUUUCUUUGAUGAGAUGUACUGAAUUCCUUAACUUUCUUAUGGCAAUGAAUGUUAUCCAAGACUAAUUAAUCUUCAUGUUCUUCUCUGUACUUCUCAUGUAUUGAGAUAUUUUUAAGUGUGACAUCUGAAUUAGAUGCCACAUGUCAAUAGUGAUCCAUCAGGACUAUGCAGACACAUACCGUGAUCCUCUUACUCUGAUUAAUAUCUCCCUCCCCUCUUUCCUUAGAAAUUGUAUUAUCCUUUUUUUGUGGAAGCAUUGCCUUGGAUACUGACUUUAAUGGCUCAAGUCCUCUUCAGAGUCUUUUUCAAGAAUGCAAUACAUCAUCCUCUUAUUAUCCUACCUUAUUUUUUUUAGAAAUAUACGCAGUUUUUACCGGCAUUAAAAUACUGCUCAUGAAGUGAUCCAGAUUGCUCUGUGUAAGUGACCUGUCCUCAUUCUUUACUAUUCCAGCAGUCUGCAUGUCCUUUGCAAAUUUAUUGCAAGUGAUUUUUACAGUUUCUUCCAGAUCAUUGAUUUUUAAAAUUGAAUGCAAGGCAAGGUUUGUAGAGAGAGAGGUGAUAAGUUUUUAUUACAUCGGUGACAUGGGUGGGGGGGGUGGGGAAAAGCAAACAGACAGGCCAUUGAGUUUGUGUCCCUUUUUUCCCUGAGCCUUUAAAAAAUUGAAUGAGAUGGAAAACAACUAUACUUCUUACUGAUUCCCUAUUAAUAUUGCAUUUUAAAAUCAGUUUUCUGUCUUCAGCGUAACAUUCUAUAUUGAUUUGAUCUAGUACUGCUAUUUUAAAGCAAAUGACACAUUCAUCUGGUUUGCAGUAGGUGACUUGGGGUUCUUAGGGGUAACACCUCAGUGCAGGUGUCUUUGCAAGCCGAGCUUAUUAUAUCAAAGAAUAAAAUGCAACCUGUUGUUCAAGACUUACUCUCCAUGAAGCUGUGUUGAUCUGCAUUUUGUAUCUAUCUUUAGAUUAGACUCACAUGAGCCAGUUCACUAUAUUGCCCUGAUCACCACUAAGCAAACUAGGCCAUUAAUUACCCUGAUUAUCCUGCUUCAAAACAUCAGUGGUGUUCUUAUGGUCCUGUGAGACGUCCUGGCAGUGUUGAGACUUGUUUAACUAAGUGCGCAUUUAGGCUCCUACAGCUGGAAAGGCUUCUGCUAUGGAAUGUGUUUUCUGUUAUUUUAAACACCCACUAUAUAUUCCCUAUUACGAAGCAUCAGUUGACUGUAAGUUUUAAUAUUUAUUGUUGGGUGGUUUUAUUUUACCCCUCUAGAUUGCCUUUUGUUGUCUUCGCAUCUUCUGUUAAGCAAGUUGGUUUAACUGACAAAAACUGCAGGCUAGCAGCAAACGUUGAUCUUAGCUAUACAGUAAAGCCAGUUGUACAUUAGUACUCAGCUUUUGUCUGCACGUGAGAAUAUAAAUAUUAGUAAUAAAACCAGAGUGCAAUUUUAGGAGUAUAAUUAAAAGAUGUACUGUGAGGAAAAUGGACAUUUUUUGGUUUUUCCAUAUAGUGACAAAUGGUGAUACUUUAUUGCUGAUACUGGUUCCUUAUCAUUGCAUAGGCUUGUUCAGAAAUUGGAACUCAGUUUUUUUUUCAAGUUUUCCUGACUACAGUGAGGAUGAAUAUUCAAACCAGGAAUUUUAAGACCAAUAAAUUGCUUGUUCACCUAAGCACUGUAAUAGGAGGAAGCCAACUAUGUCGCAAUAUGAUACAGUGACGUGUUAGACUUUGCACUGAUUCAUAUCCCAGGCUGUGCGGUUUUAAGGACGUGGCCCAGGCAGUGGCGGAAGGCUGUCUGUUGGUAGCGUGUGGGGCUGGGAAGCUGUUAGUAUUUGUCCCUCAAAGUGGAAGUGAAGGAGUCUAGAGGCAGAGAGGUAGAAGGCAGCCUGUUCCUUACAGGACAUGGUGGAAGCCUUGUAACUGCUGUUUCUGGGCACUACAAGAGAAUGUACCCAUUACCCGAUCUUAUCAGUUGCAUUCAAUCAUGAGGGUGAUUUAACUGCCUGACUCAAAAUGUCAGUGAUCAAAAAAACAAAAGGCAUUUGAUUAGCGUCUAUAAACGAUGCUGAAAUAGGAAGUAUUUCACAAAGGCACAGGUGGCAUUAGCCGGCCUCCUGCUGGGAUGAGGUUCAGAAGACAGCAGGAGGCCUGUGACUUCUCCCAGCCCUUGCAUUCCAUUGCCCGAUGUUCACCUUUGUGCAGGCAAGUCAGUGUGCUGCUGCCUGGCAGUGGUGUCCACAGAAAAAUUGUGCUUGUUCAGAAGGACUCUGCAUCCAGAAUGAACGGCUCAAACUAGCAUGGUGAAAGCAUUGAUGGCAUCUGAUACUCCUGAACUACACAUAUGAUUAGGUACUUUUCUGAUGGCAUCUGAUACUCCUGAACUACACAUAUGAUUAGGUACUUUUCUGAGGAAUAUGUCAGACCCGCUCUGAAAACUGUACCUGCUUGUUUGCUGCUGGAAUGAAUUAAUUGCUGCUUAAAAGCAGAAUUAAGUAGUGGGAUUGCCAUCUUGAAGUCAGGCAGACGAUAGUCUACCUGAACUCUUCUAUUAAGAAGUACAAUGUGAAAGCAAUUGCUAGACCAAGCUGGAAUAUGAAUUUCACACAACAUGAACAACUUUUGAAAUAUUGAUUGAACAAAGACUUAUUUUAGUAAUAUUUUAUAUUAUACCUAAUUUCUUCAGCUGCUCACUUGGUCUUGGAAUGGUAGACGGUACCUUUUGCGAUUCUAAAGACAUUAUCUUAAAAUGUUUUCAUUUUUACUAGUAUUGUGAUACUAUUUUUUUCUAUGGUAAUUAUAGUAGUAGUUAUUUUACAGUGUUUUGUACAUAUUUGGAAAUACUGUCCUAGUAUUUAGGGUUGAUUUGUAAUUAACAUAGAUUGCCUUAAUAGAAAAAUGCAGGUUUAGACACUAGUGUAUUGUGAAAAGUUAGAACAGAUAUCUUAUUUUUUUGCUGCUAACAUACUGUAUGUCUGUCAAAGUAUGCAAGUGAAAUUAAAAACGUUUCUAGAGUAAAAAGGUUCUGGUGUAAUUUCCUUCAAUCUAGAACUACCUUAAGCUUUACUCCAAUUUUAUAAACCAUGUGUGAUGGCUGCUGUAAAAUCAGAGAACUUCCAGCUACUUUUCUAUUGGGCCUGCUGAAUGUAUCC
This is a messenger RNA of Falco peregrinus (peregrine falcon), 5484 nucleotides long. RefSeq names its product rhotekin 2 (gene RTKN2). NCBI's taxonomy places the organism in Eukaryota, Metazoa, Chordata, Aves, Falconiformes, Falconidae. Gene Ontology annotation, biological process: signal transduction; hemopoiesis; positive regulation of cell population proliferation. The transcript is spliced from 13 exons. The record is from RefSeq and is a predicted model, not a curated record. The coding region runs from base 60 to 1523 and encodes 487 amino acids.